CGCCGCGGCGGCCGCUGCUGCCGCCGCCGCCGCUGCCUGGAUAUAGUGCGGCAAGGCGCGGAGCUUGCAGUCACUUUGCGAGGAGGAGCGCGCGGGCUGCGGGCGGCUGGGGCAGCCAGGAGCAGCGGCGGGCUAGCAGAGGCGGCCGUGGCAGCGGAAGGUUCUCUCUCCGGGGCUGGACUUAAUAACUUUGGAACUGUCCGCCGGUGUCACGUCCUGAACAUGAGCCUCCUCUUCUCCUUCUACCUGCUCGGGUUGCUUGUCAGUAGCGGGCAAGCUCUUCUUCAAGUGACAAUUUCACUUAGCAAAGUAGAGCUUAGUGUGGGUGAAUCUAAAUUCUUCACAUGUACAGCCAUUGGUGAGCCUGAGAGUAUAGAUUGGUAUAAUCCUCAAGGAGAGAAGAUCAUUUCCACGCAGAGGGUGAUGGUCCAGAAGGAAGGUGUCAGGUCACGACUAACCAUUUAUAACGCAAACAUAGAAGAUGCAGGGAUUUAUCGCUGCCAAGCGACAGAUGACAAAGGCCAGACACAAGAAGCUACAGUAGUUCUGGAAAUUUACCAGAAACUCACCUUCAGAGAAGUGGUAUCCCCUCAAGAGUUCAAGCAAGGGGAGGAUGCUGAAGUGGUCUGCAGGGUUAGCAGCUCACCCGCUCCUGCUGUCAGCUGGCUGUAUCACAAUGAGGAAGUCACCACCAUUCCCGACAAUCGGUUUGCUGUGCUUGCAAACAAUAACUUGCAGAUUCUCAACAUCAAUAAAAGUGAUGAAGGUAUAUACAGAUGUGAAGGAAGAGUGGAGGCAAGGGGAGAGAUUGACUUCCGGGAUAUCAUUGUUAUUGUCAAUGUUCCUCCAAUCAUUGUGAUGCCCCAGAAGUCCUUCAAUGCUACUGCAGAGAGAGGAGAAGAGAUGACAUUAACUUGCAGGGCCUCAGGCUCUCCAGAUCCUACCAUCUCUUGGUUUCGGAAUGGCAAGCUCAUUGAAGAAAAUGAAAAAUACAUUUUAAAGGGCAGUAAUACAGAGCUCACGGUCAGAAAUAUAAUCAACAAAGAUGGUGGUUCUUAUGUCUGCAAAGCCACAAAUAAGGCAGGAGAAGAUGAAAAGCAGGCUUUCCUUCAAGUCUUUGUACAGCCGCAUAUAUUACAACUUCAGAAUGAGACAACAUCUGAGAAUGGUCAUGUCACACUCAUCUGUGAGGCAGAAGGCGAGCCUAUUCCAGAAAUCACCUGGAAAAGAGCAGUGGAUGGAGCCACAUUUUCUGAAGGUGAUAAGAGCCCAGAUGGCCGAAUUGAAGUCAAAGGGCAGCGGGGACAUUCGUCACUGCACAUCAGAGAUGUGAAGUUAUCGGAUUCAGGGAGAUAUGAUUGUGAGGCUGCGAGUAGGAUCGGUGGGCACCAGAGAAGCAUGCAUCUUGACAUUGAAUAUGCUCCUAAGUUUGUUUCAAAUCAGACAAUUUACUAUUCUUGGGAAGGAAAUCCAAUCAAUAUAAGUUGCGAUGUGACAUCAAAUCCACCUGCAUCAAUCCAUUGGAGAAGAGAGAAAUUGGUCUUACCAGCUAAAAACACCACUCAUUUAAAGACAUACAGUGUCGGGAGAAAGAUGAUACUAGAGAUUGCCCCUACAUCAGAAAACGACUUUGGACGAUAUAACUGCACUGCUACUAACCGUAUAGGAACAAGGUUUCAGGAAUAUAUUCUUGAGUUAGCAGAUGUACCCUCUAGUCCUCAUGGAGUGAAGAUUGUAGACCUGUCUCAGACUACAGCCAAGAUCUUGUUCAACAAACCUGACUCCCACGGUGGUGUGCCUAUUCAUCACUAUCAAGUGGAUGUCAAAGAAAUGGCAUCAGAAACCUGGAAAAUAGUACGCUCCCAUGGAGUUCAAACAAUGGUUGUCUUGAGCAGCCUGGAACCAAAUACAACUUAUGAAAUCAGGGUUGCAGCAGUAAAUGGAAAAGGGCAAGGGGACUACAGUAAAAUAGAAAUAUUCCAGACACUGCCAGUCCGUGAGCCAAGUCCCCCUUCCAUACAUGGACAGCCAAGCAGUGGGAAGAGUUUUAAAAUCAGCAUCACAAAACAGGAUGACGGAGGGGCUCCUAUUUUAGAAUACAUUGUGAAAUACAGAAGUAAAGAUAAGGAAGACCAGUGGCUGGAGAAGAAGGUGCAGGGGAAUAAAGACCACAUUAUUCUGGAACAUCUGCAGUGGACAAUGGGCUACGAGGUGCAAAUCACAGCUGCCAACAGAUUGGGGUAUUCUGAGCCCACUGUAUACGAGUUCAACAUGCCCCCAAAGCCCAACAUUAUUAAAGACACACUUUUUAACGGUCUUGGGCUAGGAGCCAUUAUUGGCCUGGGAGUCGCUGCCCUCUUGCUAAUCCUUGUGAUAACAGAUGUCAGCUGCUUCUUCAUUCGACAAUGUGGGUUACUAAUGUGCAUUACUAGGAGAAUGUGUGGGAAGAAAAGUGGAUCCAGCGGGAAAAGUAAAGAACUUGAAGAAGGAAAGGCGGCGUACCUGAAAGAUGGGUCAAAAGAACCAAUAGUGGAAAUGAGAACAGAGGAUGAAAGAAUCACUAAUCAUGAAGAUGGCAGUCCAGUGAAUGAGCCAAACGAAACCACACCAUUAACAGAACCUGAAAAAUUGCCUUUAAAAGAAGACAAUGGAAAAGAAGUCCUAAAUGCAGAAACUAUAGAAAUUAAAGUGUCUAAUGACAUCAUCCAGUCUAAAGAAGAUGACAGCAAAGCAUGACCACAAGUUUCAGCACCUUGGUUAGCACCGCAAAGAGCAAUUGGAUUGCCGUGACACUUUGACCAAAUCUAUUCCAUUGACCUUAAUUUCUUGGAAAACGUCUAGCUUGGAAUAGCUUGUACACAUAUACAUAUGAUCAAUUCCUCCUGUCACAGUUCAUUUCCUUUUGUUAUUGCUGUUGUGGUUGUUGGUUUUGUUAAGUAUUUCCGUAUAAAGUCUUGAUUGGCACCAGGUUUGGUUAUCAGUUUGAUUCUAUGACUGAAGUGUUACAAUUUAUUAUAUGGCUAAAGGGCUUUUCUUUUUAAAAUUUUGUUUUAUGUAGCACCAACGGAUGUAUUUCAGCUCUCAAAAAUAUUAGGUUGUGAUAGAAGGCAGAGCAAAAUUAUUCUGAGAUAAAUGUGUACAAAAGCCCUGCAUGUUGAUGAAUCUUAUCUUGGGCAAACACACUAUUAAAAUGGCUUUCAGAUUAAGAUGAAGGCACAUAACAAAGGUUAUACUUUUUAUCAAAAAAAUUUCAGGGAACCCAGGCUGGAAGGAGCCAGUCAUUUAUCUUUUGCAGAUAUUAGAAAGUGAAAAAAUGUUAGAGAACUUGUUUCAACGUAUGACCACAUUGCAUUUUUGACAUUGAUCUUGGAUACAGUGAUACCAGAUCUAAACUCUUACACAUCAGAAAGAAGAUUAGUUGUGUGUAAAAUUAGAUUAGAAAAACUCCCUAAAUCUCUUUUUAUGUAUACCAUAUUCACUCACAGUGGAUUACACAAAACGUAAAUGUAUUACAAGUAAAAAUGGUAUUGAUUUCUGCCCUCAGCUUCAAAUAAAGUGAAUUUAAAUGGGAAAAUACCAAUAUGCUUUCUUGAUAUAUUUAUAAAUACAUGAUUAUUUUUAUUUAUAUAUAUAAUUUAUCAAAAAAUAAAGUUGUUUUUAAGUACUUCGAGUCAUAUUAGAUAUGUUUUGGUAUAUAGAUUUAGGUGGUCAUUAUUAUUAUUAUUAUGUAUCCCUCUUUAAAUGUAAGUGGCUAAUAACAUUGAAAGUAUAUAUUAGAGUGAACUAAUUAAACAUUCAAAUGUUCCAAGAGGAUUGAAGAACUGAAAUGCUACUAUUGACUUAUUUUCAAGUAGUACAAUUUAAAAUCCAUUUUACACCAAUUUUAAGGUAUUUAAUAAACAGCUACAGUUAAAACAAUCAUUUAGCUAUUCUAUAUAGACUUUCUAAUACUAUUUCUUAAGGAUUACACAAGAAUAUGAUAGUUACUAACUUACAAGCUAUGCAAACUCCCUGAGGUCAAAGUCUGAACUAUGAUUUAACGUAUGUAAAAGGAAAAAAAAAGAUUUGUAGCUAUCAAUAUACAUAGGUGGGGAGCAGGGUUAAAUGAUUUCUUAAGUCAGAGUUCCUAAAGCUACUAUAGUCUCCCUCUUCCUCACAGACUUUGGUGUUCUGGUACCAAGUGAAUAGCUCCAAUAUUGGUGCAUUUGAGACCACAUUCUCAUAGUUCAUUGGAUGAAUAUUUUUAACACUGAAGAUGGCCCUGCUCUUAUACUAUGAGGUAAUUUCUUGAAAAUUAUAUACAACAUUAGUGCCACUCUGGAAUACUUCUCUUGGUAAAGUGUUUAAACUUGCCGUCCAAGGAGAGAUAAAUGUUUUAUUGUAUCUUUUACCUCACCUGCUGACUGUCAGCUAGACCAACUGUGCCCAACUGCAUGAAAAGAUGCUUUAAUCUUCACAGUGCUUUGUAGGAAAUUCUGGAUUAUUGCAGGGGUCUCUCCUUGAUGCCAAUCCUGGCAUAUUCUGAAGAGAGAGAGAGAGAAAGACAGAGGGAAAAAACCCAAAACCUAAUUAAGAAUCUGAACGGUGUCUAUCUAAAAUAAGCAAACAAACCAGUUUAACCCUUUUCAAACUUGCUUACCAAACAUUUUCUCGAUUGAUUUGUAUAGGGUGUUUAGCUUAUGUUUGCCGGGUCUUUUUAGUUUCAUUCUUUAAGGUGUACUUCUUUCUGCUUGUUUUACUUUGUACCAAAUGUACUAAAAUUAGUCAAAAUACUUGAAUUUAUUUGUUUGUGUAAGUGAACAGUCUUAGUAGUGGUGUCUAUGAAGCAAAAGCCAUGAACACUGAUUUUUUUCCUCAAUAGAACGACAUGGUUUUAAAUUAAUGCUAUAAAAUAAUUUGUAUGACUGGUAAAGCAAUUUAGCAUGUUUUGAAUUGUCAUAUGUGUGCUAUAACACAAGAACAGAGAAAUAAGGAGAGCAAAAUAUCUUUUGUGUUUUCUCAAUUUGAAGCUUUAAUUUUAUCAUGUCUUCAGUUUUUCUAUGUAAAAAAAACUGAAUUAAAUUUAUACACAUAGUCUUAAAUCUUUUGUCAUCGUAUGGAGCCAUUGGAAAACUUUGGAUAGAGUCCAUGGAUGCUUUCAGGUGUUUCAGAGAUGCUGAAUUUGUGGUGUCUUAGAAAUCAAUUCUCUGCAGACAACAUAUUGAUGUGGUAAACUUUUUAAGAUUUCAAAGAAAUUCUCCUAAUCACACAGCUUGUAAAGUAUCCAAAUGAGAAUGCCAUAUAGUGAAUUCUCAAUUUAUAAGUAAGCCUGAAAUGAUUUUUUUUAGUUUUUAAUUCUAUUUUAGUCUAAAUGAAUUUAUGUAACUUUUACUAUCUGAAAGUCCACUUCCAUGUUAUAACAAAAUGUCCACUGGACAAAAUUUAAGUAUUGUUAUGGUAAUCUGAACCUUACACCAAUUUAAAAAGGUGCAAAUGUAAGGUUAGGAGCUGAUAAAAUGACAAUCUAUAUUUGACACCCCAAGAGAGAAAAAUGUAAUAUUUGAAUUUUAAUACAUGUUGUAUUUUUAAAACUGACACAAAUAUUUCAAAAUAAUUUACAUUGAUGUUUGAAUGCAUCAAAAUUGUGAUUUCAACAGGUUAAUUUAUUAUUUUGUGGAUAAGAUAUAUUACUGUUCUAUUUAUACUAAUGUCUAACAUUAACAGUCUUUAAAACUUUUAUUUUUUAAUCUUAAUACCUAUAUCAUUAUUUCAAAAUAGUUUUGACCCGACAAACUUCAUAUGAAUCUUAGAUUUUUUGUGUUAAGAAUCUAUAUAAAUAAAAUAGAUAUUAGUAAUCGAAUGAAUCAUAAGUUAUAGCAAUUAUUUGUAUAUUAAAAUCAUCUCUUUAUUUUGAAUAAUUAACAGGUAUUUGUGCCUUUAUAAUAGCAUGACAUUCCUUUAAAGAAAAACUACAACUACUAUAUGUGUUUUGAUCAUGCAUAUGACACUAAACCUGGAUUUUUUUACAAUCAAUUAAUAAACUUUACUGUAACCCACAAUAUAUAUACAAUCAAAUUUAUUUUUAUUUACAAUAAAACAACACUUUAGUCCAUUAAUAAGAUAUUUUAGUUGGAUCUGUAUUGUUUUUCUAGAUGAUAAGUAUGUAUUUGGAAAAUUGUGAUAUUAGCUCUAAGAAAUACAACAGAUGCUAUUUGCAACCAGGGCGGUUACUAUGGGGUCACUUGGGUCUUCACUGUUUUGUGGAGAUCAUAAAUCAUCCAUGUGAUGGCAAGAUAAACAAAUAUCAAAAUAUCUAUAAUUGAAAUAGUAAGAGAAGUUUACAUUUUUAAUUUAAAAAUAUUGGUGAUGCAUAUAAUAGCUAUUUAAAAUUACAUUAUUUUUCAUGGAAAAUAAUGUAAAUGUUUAGUUUGAUUUUCUCAUGGAAAAUUUAGAGGGACUGUUUCUUUUCAAAACAUUUCAUUAAAUCUGAAAUCAUUUACAAUGAGAACAUUUUUAUAUAUCUUCAAUUUCCACUCCUUAUUAACCCUUCGGAAUAGUCUGUCUAAAACUGAAAUAGCAUAUAGGUAGAAUUUCAUAUGCUAAACUUAAAUUGUGUUUGGUUGAAAAUUAAAAUUUAAUCACAGAAGUUAAAUUAUUAAAGAUAAUAUUAUAUAUAUAUAGUCUUAAUAAUAUUCUAAUAUGAAACAACUGCUUGUAUAAAUGAAAACAUUAUAAAAGGCCUAGCAAUAGUAAGUGCUGAGUACAUGUAAUUUUCUUCCAGGCUUCACUAUUUUAUUAUUUUAAAUUGUGUUCAACCAUGUAGAUGGAGCUACUUAUCCACACUAUACAAGAUUACUAAAAUAAUAACUAUUUUUUUCAUAUAAGUCUAUGACAUUUAUAUUAUAUAUAAUGGUGAAUAUUUAUUUGUUAACAUAUUUAGUAGUCUUACAAACUAUUCAUUAUUACUACAUAGUUUUAUGAUAAUUUAAAUCAAUUAGUUAAUAUAGUUUCUUUAAUCUUAGUUUGACAUGAUUUUCUCAUUACUGACCAAACAUUGUUCAUGAUGAUUUUUAUAGAAAUUUCCAAUGUAAAUGUAUAUAUCACAACUUUAUUCUUUUCUAAUUUACAAUCCUAUAUCUUUAGUGUCUAAUUUUAGCCUUGAAUGGAAGAAAAUAAGAAAAUGAUCUUUGGAGCAUUUCUAUCAAUAACAAACAGAAGAGUUAAGAUACAGAAAUGCCUAAUCAAGGGAUAAAAUCAUUUUUAGGUAAAUGGUUAUGCCAAUGAAAGUAGAGCAAAGACAAAACUCUAACAGCAUCUGAAAGAUCAUUUAACAGAGAUAAACUCUAUAAUUCAACUUGAAAAUAUGAUGUUUAAACUAACACCGUGCUAUAAAAUUAUAUAAUUAAAAACAAAAAAAUUUUGCAUUCUCAAAAAAUGUUUCUUAAGGAUUUGUCUCUAACCCUUUGAGAACAAAAUCAACAAUUACAAAAGAGUUUAAAAACACAUUUGGAGGUAUGGAAAUUCUAUCUUUAUUCUCAAAUAAUAAAACAUGACAUCACAUAUUUUUAACUUAUACAUUUUAUCCAAAUUGUGUAUAGUUAACUAUCAUGUUUUCUUAUUAUUUCAAUAUAGUAUGUCCCUAUGAAAUGCUGUAUAUAUAUGUCUAAACUGUAAAAAGUAUACUGCAAAUGUUGAAGUUUUGUAUUUAUGAAAGACAUUGAAAGUAUGGCUUAUGGUAUUUCAAAAUUGUCACUCUUCACCAUUUGUAUAUUAAUAGUAAAGAUACUUUUACUUUAAUAAAGUGUCAAAUUUUAUGUUUUUUUCUAAUUCUAUCUCACUAGUGAGAGAGCUUUUAUGUAACAAAAUCUUAGUUUCUGGAAAUUACAAACAUAUCACUAGGCAGCCAGAAAACAAAUCCUUUCUGCCAUCUUGUUUUAAUUGAAUUAUAGCAUUAUGGCCUAUCAACAGUGCCCUGAUCAGAAAAAAAAAUAAAUGAUUCAGAUAGACUGUCCCAUAAGCAUCAUUAGUAUCAACAAGGAAACAAUGAGAAAUAAAUUUGUGUGAAUCUGACCAUAGACUACUGUAUCUCUAGAUCCUUUGAUAGGAACCCAGACAUAGAGCCUUAAUGAAAUUUUCUUAUUAUGGUUGUGUAUUGGGAAGUUUGCGUCUACUUGAGUAUCAGAGACACUUCUUGUUUUGCUGAUUUUCUACAUAUUUCACUUUCAAUGCAUGAGCUUAAGGAUCCUACUAUGUUUAAGAAAUAAUACUUUAGCACACAGAAUGAUUUGCUGCCAAGUCAUGUGAUCUACAAAAUAAAGAAAUAAGUCUUUGGAAAAAUAAUUUACUCAGAAAAGAUGAAUUUUGGAAGCAGUACUUACAUAAGCAAACAGAAGGCGCAGUUUAAAAAAAAUAAAGAGAAAAAAGGAAGAUAUUAUAGAUAAAUUUAGACCUAAAUAACUAAUAUCCAUUUCCACUUUAUGCUGAAAUUCUUUUUUACAUUAUUAACUUUAAAAGAAAGGUGUUAAAGAAACUGACUAUGUAAAUCGAUACAUCACAACUAUAUUUUCUUUUCUGAUAUAAAACACAUUUGUUUUAGUGUCUAAUUUUGGUCUUCCUUAGAAGUCCCCACGCUGAAAACACAGGUCUUAGCAACACGGCUUCACAAACAUGAUCUUAACAAGACUCACACCAGUACUCAUGACAAAGUGAAAGUGGAAAAUCCAAUGAAACAGGAGACUAUACAAAGAAUUAUAGAAUUGGUAAGGGUGGUAGAAAUAGUCUCCUUUAGUAAAGAAAACACAAUUUGGUUACCCUACAUCAGUUGGACAACGCUAAAAGCAUACAUACAAAUCUCAUCAUACAGACUGAGGAAGGUAUAGUUAGUAAUGUUUAUGUAUAUGCAUACACAUGCAAUAACAAUAAAUAAAAGAAGAUAUGAAUUUGAAAGACCUCUAAAAGGGAGAGGCAUAGAGGGUCUGGAGGAAGGAAAGAAAAGUGAGAAAUGUAAUUAAAAUGCUACAUUUUAAAAUUAUAAACAUAAGAUAAUUUGUAUGUUUCAAAAUACCCUUUCAGUAUUGAGAUUGCUUUUUUUUGGAAGGGGGUCAUUUUUCAUAAAUAGACAUUUAUAUAGAGGAUUUAUAAUUUGUUGCACUGGUUAAUUUAUUUUACUGUUGUUGUUAAGUCACUAUAAAAUAAUCCUUUAAAACAAAACAAAUAAAUAAGCAGAAAUAUCAAUAAUACUAAAUGUCAAAUUUGGUUUUGUUUUUAAAGCAGGCUUUCUCUCUACAGGUAUGGAGCCUGUCCUGGAACUCACUCUGUAGACGUUGCUGGCCUUGUACUCACAGAGAUCUGCCUGUACCUGCCUCUCAAUUGCUGGGAUUAAAGGUGUGCGCCACCACCACUUGGCUAAAUGUCAAAUUUUUAUAAGGGGCUUCUUUCAACAGAGUUCUUCUCCAAAACAAGAACAUCCCGUUUUUUGGUUAAAUUCUCCAAAGUAGCUUUUAUCAUUCAGAGG
This is a messenger RNA of Microtus oregoni (creeping vole), 9493 nucleotides long. RefSeq names its product neural cell adhesion molecule 2 (gene Ncam2). Gene Ontology annotation, cellular component: membrane. Gene Ontology annotation, molecular function: protein binding. Lineage: Eukaryota; Metazoa; Chordata; Mammalia; Rodentia; Cricetidae. The coding region runs from base 223 to 2736 and encodes 837 amino acids. Gene Ontology annotation, biological process: cell adhesion. The record is from RefSeq and is a predicted model, not a curated record. The transcript has 18 exons.